Messenger RNA from Aspergillus terreus NIH2624, 1695 nucleotides. Its product is annotated as putative serine peptidase, family S28. The transcript is spliced from 3 exons. Gene Ontology annotation, biological process: proteolysis. NCBI's taxonomy places the organism in Eukaryota, Fungi, Ascomycota, Eurotiomycetes, Eurotiales, Aspergillaceae. The record is from RefSeq and is a predicted model, not a curated record. The coding region runs from base 1 to 1695 and encodes 564 amino acids. Gene Ontology annotation, molecular function: serine-type exopeptidase activity; dipeptidyl-peptidase activity.
AUGCGUCAGAAUAUACCAUUGACAGCUGCCACGCUUGCCAUCCUCACCUGCUCAGCAGCAGGGGUGAGUAUGCAGGGCUCUCGCUAUUUGCGAGACCUGCGAUGGGCAGCUGAAUGUGGUGUAGACCCUCAAUUGAUUCUCAGCGAUACGGAGAGCUUUCAAAAUUUGCUCUCCCAUCCAUCAAACGACAAGACGGGCCUUAGCCCUGAGCUUGUUAGCAUCCCAAUUGAUCAUAAUGACCCCUCAGUUGGCACUUACCAGAACCGAUUCUGGGUGACCGAGCAAUUCUAUGUCCCUGGAAGCCCGAUCUUCGUGUUUGACGGCGGAGAGUCGAAUGCUGAGGUAUAUAAGUCGCAUCUCACGUCGAAUCAAUCUUUCUUCUGGCACAUACUCAAGGAUUUCAAAGGGAUGGGGAUAUUAUGGGAACACCGGUACUACGGCGAGUCCCGUCCUUUCCCGGUCAGCCUGAGUACACCACCAGAGCAUAUGGAAUAUUUGACCACAAGGCAAGCGUUGGAGGACAUUCCGUAUUUUGCAAAGAACUUUUCCCGACCCAACCAUCCUGACGUGGACCUGAGGCCCCAAAGCACGCCAUGGAUUAUGGUUGGUGGCUCAUACGCCGGGAUUCGCGCGGCCCUGGCUCGCAGUGAAUACCCCGAGACGAUCUACGCCGCGUACGCCUCUUCUGCUCCGGUAGAGGCACAAGUUGAUAUGAGCAUCUACUUCAACAAUGUCUACCGAGGUAUGGAGGCCAACGGACUUGGGGACUGCAUCCAGAGCAUUCAGGCCGCAUAUCAAUAUAUCGACGACCAACUGGGCAAGGAAGACACGGCUGCCGCGGUGAAGAGGCUAUUCUUUGGCCCUGGCGCUGAGAAUAACACGAAUGAAGGCUUCACGGCGGCACUGUCGCACUUGUAUGAUUCGUUCCAAGGUUACGGACUUACUGGACCCGCGAACAGUAGUUUGCAGGAUUUCUGCAACUACAUGGGGUUCGGCAAGACGAACAGGACUGCGCAUCUCACGCGCUCCCUCUUCCGCCGAGAUAGUGGCAAAGCCGCCGCAGAGCGCUGGGCAUCGUGGGCUCCGUUGCUAUCCAUCGUGAAUUACAAUUUCAACACCAACUGCAAGCAACAGAAUGAGACGAUUCCACUAUCCUGCGAUUUUGAAGAAUCAACGACUGACCCUGAUAUGAUCGCCUGGGGCUGGCAGUACUGCACCGAGUGGGGAUUUUUUCAAAGUAACAACUUUGGUCCCCGUGCGCUGCUCUCAAAGUACCAGACGCUUGAAUAUCAGCAGUUGGUCUGCAACAAGCAGUUCCCAGAGGCUGUGAAGAAGGGCGUGCUGCCCUCGCAGCCUCGGGCGGAUGCGACCAAUGCGGAGUUUGGAGGUUGGGGCGUCCGCCCGUCGAAUACGUUCUUUACCGUGGGGGAGUUUGAUCCAUGGACGACGUUGUCUGUCAUGUCGCAAGAUGCGCUGAAUGCCGAACAUUCAACCUGGUCUAAGGACAUCCCGGAGUGUGGAGAGGCCAAGGCGGACCAUAUCUUUGGUCAGAUGCUCACGAACUCGGAGCAUUGUUUCGACUUCCAGCCGCCGAGGAGCCAGGGAGCCCUCUCGCUCUUUGAGAGCGCCUUGCGUAAUUGGUUAGCAUGCUUCAAGGGAGGCCAGGAAUCCAACACGAGGACAGGGGCGGAGUGA